UGUUGGCACUCGGCAGAUUGCAUGCGAGUCCGAUAAGCGAUUGAUGACCGCCGCUUUCCGUCCCGCUGUCGUACCUACCAACCCUCGAUGAUUUAAGUCUCGAAGGGGGAAAAUGGAAGAUGCUCCUACUGACGUAGAACACCACCAACACCCGCUGAAAAACGGUUGAGCGACGAGGUGCACGCUUCCAUAAUUUCUACUUGGAGCUGCGACUCCAUCAUGACGACGGGACGCUAUUGUCAACUCUGCCCACCAUGACGACCGCCGCUGCGCAACCUCAUGCGCACACGCCGGAUCUUCAACCCAGGCCGCCACGCACCUCGGGCAUACAAGCGGAUGCGACCGCGCCACCCAAAUCACGGACUAGCCAUACUUUAACAUCGACAGGAACCGGCGCACAGCCUGAGCAGGCAGGAGGACCUCGCCGCGGGGCUCGCGCGGCAUCCACCGACCCGCUCUCGGACAAGGCGACGGCCUUCCUAAUCCGCCGCAUUCUCUGUCCCCAGCAAGCCGACAAGGGCAGGAGCUCGCCGGCGUCGAUAGAGGACGUCUUACCGCCAUUGACCAGCCGCAACGACGUCGAUCUGCAGCUCUACGCUCUCAUCGCCAUUCUCCUGAGGGAGUAUGUGCAGAACUGGUACGCCAAGAUCACGCCCGAUGAGACCUUCGUGGCCGAGAUCGUGCAGGUCAUUGCCCAUAUCACCAGAGCACUCGAGCAGCGGUUGAGAAAGGUGGACUUGGAGAGCUUGCUAUUCGACGAAAUUCCCGAGCUAUUCGACAAGCAUGUCACCGCCUACCGAGUGGCCCACGAUGCCAUCACCCAGCCACCAGUCGGGAAAGACCCACGCGAGAUUUAUCACUCGCUGUGCCCUCUGCCCGCGCUUUCUCCAGUGCCUCGGCCAGACGACCCUGAGAGCGUCGCCGCCCAGGCCGAAAACGAAACAGCAUACCGCCAGCUUCUCGUCUAUGCAUUCCUGGCCAUCCUCCUCCCCACCGAAGACCUCGAAAACAGCUGCCUGGCAGCUCUGGUUGGCCAAAUACUGUCGGAGCUAAUUAUCGGGAACACAGUGGCCGGCAGACUAUCGGAGCCAUGGCUCAUCUGGGAACUUCUCAUCAUUGCAUCCAGAACGACCAGACGGCCCAAGACAGCCGAGGGUGUGGACCGUUCGAUGCAAUCGAACACUAGUCACUCGGCUGGCCGUAGGGUGUUUUCGGUUCACGCCCUAUUUUGGGCCUUCCUGCAGUGGUGCUUCCUCGCAGUCUCAUUCAUCAAAACGGCUUUUGCAAUCCUCGUGACGUCCGGCUCUUUGCCUCGGCGAGUCCCUCGAGACACAGGCGUUCCUAAGGGGCAAGCCCGACACCCGACCAGCCAGGAGACGCCCCGACUCUCUAGCUCCUCUAAGACGCCCGUCCUGGCCUUUCGAUGCUGGUCAGCCGUAUCGAAUCUCUCCGAGAUGGAUAAACGGAUGCCGUGGCUCUGUGGCGCACUCUCCCUGCUCCAGUGGAUUGCCGUCAUGGGACCAGGACGAAUCGCCGGCGUGGACGGCAGACUCGACAGGUAGGAGGCUCCAUCUUCUAUUCGCUCUCUGCAUUAUCAAACACUCUUUUUCCCCAAGUUGGUCUGUCACACUGCAUGGCCAGUCAGUCACUGGACCCGGUAGCCAUAGAUCCACAGCGCAACAGCGUGUAUUCCGCGACUCCAUCAGUUGCGAGCGCAGUAUUGGAGUUCUCUAAUGGAGGUCCUCCGCCGCCAAAAGCGGGAGGUCACUGGAUACAGUGCAUCUGCCCCAUCGUGGCUCACAAGAGGGGAGUUGCGGGAAAAGCCUGGCUGCGGUGGAACACACCUCCCACAUGUCAUGCGGCCGAAUCGGCGACCCGCAGGUGACGCCUCCUGCCG
Molecule: messenger RNA, 1897 nt
Organism: Chaetomium strumarium
Lineage: Eukaryota; Fungi; Ascomycota; Sordariomycetes; Sordariales; Chaetomiaceae
Product: PXA domain-containing protein
Exons: 2
Coding region: 255-1562 (435 amino acids)
Biological process (GO): endosome to lysosome transport; early endosome to late endosome transport; protein targeting to lysosome
Cellular component (GO): late endosome; extrinsic component of endosome membrane; early endosome
Molecular function (GO): phosphatidylinositol binding
Source: RefSeq, a predicted model, not a curated record